This is a messenger RNA of Malus domestica (apple), 647 nucleotides long. RefSeq names its product major pollen allergen Ole e 10. NCBI's taxonomy places the organism in Eukaryota, Viridiplantae, Streptophyta, Magnoliopsida, Rosales, Rosaceae. The record is from RefSeq and is a predicted model, not a curated record.
UAAAAAUCCUACCAUUCUCUCUCUAAUUCCAUUCCACCCUCAGCAGACAAAAUAUUUCAACUUUCUUCUUUCUUCUCUCUGACAGCUCUCAAUGGCUAAAGCAGCUCUCUCUGUUCUGCUCCUGCUCCUGCUCUUGUCCUUCACUUCAGAAACUUUGCUCAUGGUAAAUGGACAGAAAACUUGGUGUGUGGCCAGACCUUCGUCCGACCAAGCAACGCUCUUAUCGAAUCUGAAUUACGCGUGCGCGCACGUAGAUUGCCAGAUUCUUCGAAAGGGAUGCCCGUGCUCGUCGCCGGAUAAUCUCAUGAACCGUGCCUCCAUAGCCAUGAACAUGUAUUACCAAUCCAAGGGAAAGAACCAGUGGAAUUGUGACUUUAGAGGCUCUGCUCUCAUUGUCGUGACUGAUCCAAGUUAUGGUGACUGCAUCUAUGCAUAGUCCUCAGUAAAAGAAAGUGCAUGGGAUCGUUAGAAUUUUAGCUUUUAAUGUGCUACCGGGGAUGUCAAAUUUUCACAUUACCUCAAAUGGAUAGAUUUUUAAUAAGACUUUAGAUUUGUAGUUAAGUAAUUGUUGCGAUUCAAGAACAAAUAUAUGGAUUAAACUCAAUUUAUAUGACAAAUUAGUACAUGAAUGAGGAUGUGAAAAUAAA